This is a messenger RNA of Scatophagus argus, 1759 nucleotides long. RefSeq names its product OCIA domain containing 2 (gene ociad2). The record is from RefSeq and is a predicted model, not a curated record. Gene Ontology annotation, cellular component: mitochondrial inner membrane. The transcript is spliced from 10 exons. Bases 348 to 866 code for a protein of 172 amino acids. Lineage: Eukaryota; Metazoa; Chordata; Actinopteri; Scatophagidae.
GGUGUCUUUGGGAAUGUCGGCAGAAGCCUGGGAUAUGCGCAGAGGUCCUGUCUUAAAGAAUUUUUUGGCAGAUAGCCCUACCCAUACUUGUUUCUGCUAAACAAUGGAAUAAAAGAAACAGGGAGUACUUCAAGUAAAGGCAUAUCUUACAUUGAGGUGCAGAUCGGUGUACAGAGGUGAACCUGAACUGUCACACUUCAAGCCAUAAGUGGGGCGGAGUUAUGUACAAAUCCCAGGGAGGAGCAAUUACAGCCAGAAGGAUAUCAGACACCGGAGAAGACAAACAUACAUGCUUGAGAAAUUUAUGCAGUUCGCUUCCAGACUAGAUUGCUAGAAGCUCCUGCAUCAUGAGUUCGGAGCCAACUGGACAGACUAUAAUAGUGAAGACAGAGGAAGCGGCAGCUGCUGCUACUGGUCCAACUGUAGUAAAUGAAGAAAAAGGGGAUUGUAAGUGGCCCAUGGGUGAUCAUCAUAUCCACAGAGAAGACUUCAGAAGGGUUUGGAAAGAGUGCCAGGAUGAGAGUUUCUGGUACAGAGCUCUUCCCUUGUCUCUGGGUAGCAUGGCUGUCACUGGUGGUCUUAUCUACAAUGGUAUCUGGAAAUCAUCAAAGCGAUUUGGUCCCUUUCCAAAGCUAGCAGUUGCUGGGAUUCUUGGUUUUGCAGUGGGUAAAGCAUCUUAUGCUGGAACUUGUCGAAACAAGUUCAAGGAGCUUGGCCUUGGGGAUGGACCAGGAUCUGGACCCUGGUCUGAGGGAGGUCGCUUUGGACCUUUUAAGAACUCUGGUCAUGGACACAGGUGCCACCAUGUGUGUGAAGAAUGUAAGAAAAAAGCUCAGGCUGCACCUGCAGGAGAAUUUAAAAGCUAAAGCCUCAUUGGAAACACUGAAGAACUGACUGUCAGCUUGGAUCUAUCAGAUGCAGCUCUUCUGUUACUCAAGUGUCAUAAACAAUGCAUUAAACUAGCCUAACAUAGAGCUAUAUCUGUAUGCCAUCUUCAUUCUGGAGAAACCAUGCACAAACUUGCCAAUAGGGGGAGCUACUAUGCUGAGUUCAAGAUCAUGCAUAACUUAGUUCCAGCGUUAUCUGAACAAAUGCCUCAAAUUGAAACAAGAAGUCACUAUUACUUACAGUGUAGUGUUUGCCAUUAUUUACCAGAAAGCAAUUCAGGCCAUUUUAAUGACUCCACAAGUGGACACUGUAACAAUAAUAGGACCAACAAUGUUAUUACCCUUUGAGUUUUUUAAUAAUCACCCCAAGUAUUCUCAUAUCAGCUUGUCUUGCUUAAAGAAAAAAUGUAUAUAUUUAUGUGCAAAUGACAUGGUUUAAUUGUUACAUACAGUCACUACGGUGUUUUCCCUGUUUAACUAAGAUGACCAUCUGUGUGGGGUGGGGUAUCCCAGCAGAGCGUCUGACAACAUCAUAUGUCAACAUCAUACAAUGAUAUCUUUCAUUGUUGGGUUGACAGACUGCUUCAACAUCUGGUACAUAUUAAAACUGCUUCACCAUGUUUUGUUUUCAGUUUUUGAUCAGUAAGCAAACUAAUGCCAAUUUGGAGAGUUCCCAGCACGGAAGCAGAACAGAGAUGUAUUUUGGCCUUUUGAGCUUUAUAAAGUACAGUAAAAUCAAUAAUUUGACACACGGGUAGCCAGAACUGUAUUUUAAGAGCUGGAGUUAUGUAUGCUUGGCUUUUUUUUUUUGUCACAAUAAGAUGUCAGAAUGUCAGAUGUUUUUUGUCAAUAAAGUAAGAAAUUAAACAAGG